AUGAAACUGGAUGACACAGCUAUUGGGGAGGAGUCCCAAGUCUCCUUUCAGUUGGGGGUUUUUACUACCUACAAGGAGAAUGACUCCAGUUUUGUCAGCUUAACCUUAUCGCUAAACUCUCCGGCGUUGGAAGUUUUCUGGUACACCACUUCUGCCAAGGAUCCUUACAUCCUUCUAAAGUGUGGUGACCAGGACUGGAUGCAGUAUUGUAGCAGCGGUGCAACUGGUCACAAAUGUGGCUCAGGGAAACUGUCACUCACUGACCCAGGAGAACAGGAGUCAGUGACACAGUCACCACGUUCCACUGCAAACAGGAAAAAGCUCCAAACAAACAAGUCUGUGACAAGACGGACCAUUCACAUCUCCGCAGAGCAGAAGAGGCGUUUCAACAUCAAGCUAGGCUUUGAUACCUUGCACAGUCUGGUGACAUCCCUUGAUUCACAGCCAGCUGUGAAGGUCAGCAAAGCCACAACGUUGCAGAAAACAGCUGCAUACAUCACCAAGCUCCAGCAAGAACAGGCACAGACACAGAAGGAGGCACAACGAAUUAGAGAAGAUAUUGAAAAGAUCAAUGCUGCAAUCAACAUUUAUCAGCAGCAGCUGCCUGCUACCGGAGUCCCCGUCACUCAGCAACGAUUCAGACAGAUGAGGGAGAUGUUCAAUGAAUAUGUGCGUGUGCGGACAUUAUGCAACUGGAAGUUCUGGAUUUUUAGCUUCAUUAUUCGUCCUCUUUUCGAAUCCUUUAAUGGGAUGGUUUCCACAAGUAGUUUGGAUGAUCUUUAUCAGUCAGCCCUGGCUUGGUUGGAGCAGCACUGCUCCCUCCCUACACUGAGACUCUCUGUGUUGAACUCCCUUCGACAACUGAGCACCUCCACGUCAAUCCUAACGGAUCCAUCCCUAGUCCCUGAACAAGCAAUUGUGGCCAUGAGGAAUCCCAGUCGUUCUUAAUGUGUGACCCAGGCUCCAUCAACUUGAUCAUUUCUAA
Messenger RNA from Hemiscyllium ocellatum (epaulette shark), 985 nucleotides. Its product is annotated as carbohydrate-responsive element-binding protein-like. The coding region runs from base 1 to 948 and encodes 315 amino acids. Gene Ontology annotation, biological process: regulation of transcription by RNA polymerase II. Gene Ontology annotation, cellular component: nucleus. Gene Ontology annotation, molecular function: DNA-binding transcription factor activity, RNA polymerase II-specific; RNA polymerase II cis-regulatory region sequence-specific DNA binding; protein dimerization activity. The transcript has 8 exons. NCBI's taxonomy places the organism in Eukaryota, Metazoa, Chordata, Chondrichthyes, Orectolobiformes, Hemiscylliidae. The record is from RefSeq and is a predicted model, not a curated record.